This is a messenger RNA of Nothobranchius furzeri (turquoise killifish), 3052 nucleotides long. RefSeq names its product ras-related protein Rab-39B. Gene Ontology annotation, molecular function: GTPase activity; GTP binding; myosin V binding. Gene Ontology annotation, biological process: Rab protein signal transduction; vesicle-mediated transport. Lineage: Eukaryota; Metazoa; Chordata; Actinopteri; Cyprinodontiformes; Nothobranchiidae. The record is from RefSeq and is a predicted model, not a curated record. Gene Ontology annotation, cellular component: Golgi apparatus.
ACAGAUUGUGCAACUUCCUGGCUGUUGUUCGACUCUCCUAAGAAAAAUAAACGCUUCAAACACGUUUAAAAGCGUUCAGAUUUUAAACUCGUUGUUGGAUAACAUGUUUAUUUAGAAUGUCAUCCACUGUGAGGCUUUUUGUAGCAAGUUUAAGAGGCUAAAUAUUAGCCACGUGAUCUAGCUACAUUUGCACUGUCACUGCUGAUAUGUCGAGAGUUUUAUGCUCCGUUUCGCAGUUAAGGAAGUGUUCUUUGGAGUUUCUUGUUGCGGCCGUGCUCGCUCCUUUACGGUAGUAGUGGUACUGAUGCGGGAUGAGUCAGGCUAUAUGAUGCUGCUCCUCCCGCUGCCAUUUCAUCAGCAGCCAAAAGCUACAAACACUCAGCAAACACAGAAGUGAUACGGUGGGAUUCCCCCUCCUUUCUCCACGUCCGACGGGUCCAGGCAGAAACAGCUGCCGAAAAGAAGAACAACGGACUCGGGAAGCACGUGAGAGUGAAAUCCGGUGUGUUUUUAAAGCUGCACCUGCUCUGAAUGCGUUUUUUCUUCAGCGGGCCUGGCACUGGGACACAAUUAGCCCUUGACUCCGGGGCCCAGCUUUGGCUACAUCUGUUUUGUGUUCGAGUUUCAGGUUAAACAUCGAGUGUUUUGCUUUUAUCGUUUAUUUUUUGACGCCGUGAUCUCGCUGCACCCCGAGCAUCGAUCCAGCCAGACUAGUCGGAGCCAUGGAGCCGGCCUCAUCCAGGUCCUGAUCGGCGUAAAGAAGAGCAACAACCAGGGCCUAAAGCGAAGUCCUCUCUUGCUUUAAACAGGCUCCGUCUCCUCACAAUCAGAGCUCACUCACGCUCGUGCUUCUCCAACACACCAGACUGACCGACACGGCCGUGGGGGGGAAGCCUUCGAGUCAUGGAGGCGAUAUGGCUCUAUCAGUUCCGGCUCAUCGUCAUCGGGGACUCCACUGUGGGAAAGUCGUGUCUAAUCCGGCGGUUCACCGAGGGGCGCUUCGCACAGGUGUCCGACCCCACCGUUGGCGUGGAUUUCUUCUCCCGGCUGGUAGAGAUCGAGCCUGGAAAGAGGAUCAAGCUGCAGAUCUGGGACACAGCGGGCCAGGAGCGCUUCAGAUCUAUUACCAGAGCUUACUACCGUAACUCUGUGGGCGGACUCCUUCUCUUCGACAUUACCAACCGCCGCUCCUUUCAGAAUGUCCACGACUGGCUGGAGGAGGCCCGCAGCCACGUCCAGCCUCACAGUAUCGUUUUCCUGUUGGUGGGUCACAAGUGUGACCUGGAGGCACAGCGCCAGGUGACUCGGCAAGAAGCAGAGAAGCUGGCAGGGGCAUAUGGGAUGCGCUACAUCGAGACGUCGGCCCGCGACGCCAUCAACGUGGAGCACGCCUUCACCGAGCUGACCAGAGAGAUCUUUGCCUUGGUGAGGUCAGGCGACAUCACGAUCCAGGAGGGCUGGGAAGGUGUGAAGAGUGGCUUUGUCCCUAAUGUGGUCCAUUCAUCAGAGGAGGUGACCAAGAGUGAUCGUCGUUGUCUCUGCUGAUCUGGAAACUGGCCAAACGAUGGAGAGAGAAGGUUUAUAGAGGGGUGGAAUAUUGAAAGGGGUGGUGAGGCAGACAGACUGACGUGUUGACUUGCUGGCUGAGACUGUCGGUAACCCCUUUGGUUGUUCUUCCUUCAGAAUGGACGCAAAUAUGGACAUGUGAGGAGUUUCAAAUUGCCGGUUUAAGGUAUAGACAGACACGGUAAACUUGGAUGAGGUAUCGUGUCCAUUUCUGUUUAUUUCUUAGGAUUAUUUUCAUUUGGGGGCUCUCUUUGGUUUUGUUACGGGUUCACAUUCCUCGAAAGACUCACAAAAGGCCUUAGAAAUAGGGUCUAUUUUUGUUCUACAUUUAAGUAUAAAACUCUAUUUUAUCUUCUCCCAUCUACACUAUAUGCAAUGUUGUGAUCACAGAAGGCAAUCCCAUCCAUUUUUUGUACGAAGAAAAACAAAAUCAGUGUCCUUAGAUUAAACUCCUUCUGGUAAAGUGGUCUUACUCCACAUUCCCAAACUCAACAGAGUAAUCCUAAAUUUCACAACUACUCCUUACUGGACCUGUGAUUCUCUUGUCACUUUACUUCUCUUUGGAGCAAUUUAGACCUCCAGUCGAUGUCUGUUGUUCUGUUAAACGUCACUAAAACAACACUGUCACCGUAAAGGACUCUUACAGCUGGUAGAGAAGUGUACAGAUUAACUGGACACAGAGGACUUGUGGGCUCAACUAACUAAACUUCUAACUUCUACUGGACAUAAGUUGGAAAGGGUGGACCUGGAGAGCACCUUAACAGCCAAAUCUGAAGUGUAAAGCCUCGGUUGGGGCAUUUGAAGAAAGGAAGUAAAAAAUAAAUUAAUUAAAAAAACAUUUUGACUAUUAUAAAGAGAUGGGCCACAUCAAAUAAAGGGAUGCUUGAUGAACGGACUUCACAUAACCAACAAAACACGUGUCGGACUGAAGGAAGAGAACCCAGUAGACCCUGUGCACGUUAGCAAUUGCUACUUCCGGUUUAUAAACCUUGGCUUGCACCUACGGUUCCGGUUGUCGCCACAGCGCCAUCAAAAUGGAUGGAGCCUGCAGCGAACUGUACGUCUCAAGAUGCCUUGGAAAUUUACCGAGAAUUUCAGUGGACGAUGUUCAUCGCAUUGUAAAUGACUUUUCAUCUGCUCCACAAAGUAAGACUAGGUUCAGUUGACCACCUAACUAUCCAAUACAUGCAAAGGCACACUACAUGUGUACAUCAUUUAAUGCAAGUAGUUUACUUUGCUUUUAUAUCUGUGCAAAUGUAAUGUCAUACACAAAUUUUAUUCAUAGUUUUAUGAACCCCAACUCUAUAAAUGGAUGUAACAACAGCGUACGGUGCACAAUGUCAAACAAGAGCAGACUUGCGGGUGAGAACUAUUUUAGUCUCCAGUUUCAAACUUCUCAACUGUCUUCAUUUGAUGACUAUAUUUCAAAAUGUAUUCCUACCCAAAUGAUGUGGAAUUAAAGUCAUAAUGCUACAUAACCCCGUCA